AUGAACUCAGCACUAGCACGAGUCCUUAACACAAUUCUCGGGGACUGAGUUGAAAAUCUAAACUCAGACCAGCUUAAUCUUUCUUUAUUCUCAGGUCAGAUCCUUCUUGAAAACUUAUCCCUCAAACAAGACGCUUUUAAAAACCUUGGUUUCCCAUUUCAAAUUACCUCAGGAUUUUUCGGAAAACUAUUUGUAAAAAUUCCCUGGACUUCUCUUAAAUCCAGUCCUGUGCAAGUAGAAAUAGAAGACGUUUUUGCUUUAAUUAAGCCUCGUCCCUCUAGUGACUGAAAUGAAGCAUUAGAACUGCAAAAUAUUAUGCGGUCAAAACAGCUGAUACUGGAUAAUUUUGAAGCAAUGAACCCUGAUAAAAAUUAUUCUUUUUUUAUAUGAUAAUUUAUUAGCACAUUUUUAGAGGAAAUUAUUUGCAGUCUUUUGAGGAAAGUAUAUCUUAAGACUGAUGAAGGCUGAAUAGACAAGCUAGUGUACUCAAUAAUUAUCAAUAUACAAGUUAGCAUAAAAAAUCUGUAUAUAAGAUUUGAAGACUCUGUCAGUUCGUUUGAACCGUUUGCCUUUGGGUUUAUUCUUAAUGAACUGACAGCUAUUUCUUGUAACCAAAACUGGGAGCCUGCAUUUUUGACUGACCGUAAAGCGUCAUUUAAAUUGGUUUCUGUUAAAGGCUUGUCAGUAUUUUUUGAUUUUGAGUCAGGAAUUUUAAAUUGUUCAGAACAAGAAAAAUCAUUGGAAAAAUUCGCAAGAGACGAGCUUUCGUAUAGUAUUCCUCACAAGUUUCUGAUAGAUCCGAUAAAUACUAAAAUAGAACUAAUUUUUGGCUUGGACUCAGAAAAUCAUGAAAGUCCGUUGUUUUCUUUAUCACUAGAUCAGGAUGAUUUAAAGCUUGGGCUAUAUGGAAAUCAAAUGACUCACUUCUUAUACUUGCAUAAAUACACUAAAAACUAUAAAAAUCCUUACUCCCUCCCCCCCCUCCGUGAGCGAACAAAAAAAUUUUGUUCGCUCACGGAGGGGGGUUAAUUUUUUUUUUAAAAAAAAAUUUAUAUAUAAAUUUUAUAAAAAAUAUUUUUUUCGAAAUUUAAAAAAUCCUAAUUUGCAAAAAUUGGGAAGCAAAUAUUAAUUUAAUUUGCAAAAUUUAUGUUUUAAAACGCAAUUUGUUUUAAAAUUAAACAGAAUUAGCUCUAGAUUUCAUUAUACUAAUUAUCACUUAUAUAUCAAAAUUUUUUUCCAUUAAAAUUUUUUCUAUUAAAAAAAUUUUUGUUCACUCACGGAGGGUGGGUUUUUGGUCAAAAAAUGGCGAUUUUUCUAAUGGUUUUGUUCGCUCACGGAGGGGGGGGGGGGGGAGUUAAUAAAAAUCAAAAAAUUAUUUUUACGAACUGCAUUUAUUUUCUUUAAAUACAUAUAAAACUAAUUGAUUAUAUGCUUCUUUAUGACACUUUUAUUGAUGGAAUUCGCAGCCAUAUAGAAGAAAGAAAAUUCAAAAAAAGUGAAUCAAGGAACUAUAAAGAAACAUAUGCACUUUUUAGGUCAAAAAAUUUUUCCCAAACAAAAACUGAUAAAAAAGAUGCAGAACAAUUAAGAAAAAUAUUAUGUGAUAUGGAAAAAGGAAUUAAAUUAGAAAAUAUUAAAAAGUAUAGGAAAAGGGUUAUACAAGAAAGCGAGUUGGUAAAGCAAGAAGAGGAAAAAAGAAAAGAAAUAAAUGAGCUUGAAAAUGAUAAAAGCUCAUUCGGGUUUUCUACAAUAAAAGGCUGGUUUGGAGCAAAAAAUGAGCCUGAUACCAAGAAAAAAGCGAAAAAAAUUGAAGCUGAAAAAGAGCUGAAAUAUAUUUUAGAACAGAAAAAAAAAUUGAAAAAUGACAAUAAAAAUAAAAAAAUAGUAGAAGAAAGCCCAAGCUGGGUAAAAAUAAUUUUAGUGUUCAGCAUCAGGAGGAUUUCAGCCCAUAUCUCAAAUAAUAACCAGCCACUUAUAUAUGGAGAAAUUGAUGAUUUUAUGGUAAACCUUGGAAUAAGGCCAACAUCUGUGUUUAUUUUUGUAAAAUUUGAUAAUUAUUUAUUGCACGACAAUAUCGCUAAGAGUGUCUGUUACCCUUAUGUGCUACAAGGUGGAGCAGUUUCAAUAGAAAUAGACACAUAUCCAGAAAAAUCAUUAAAAAUAAAAGCAGAAGAAGCUAAAAUCUGAAUAAACGUUGAAAGCCUUUAUACGCUAACUGAAGUUUUUGUAGAAAUUUUUAUUAAAAAAGUUGACAUAUCAAAAUACAAAGAAAAAGCGUCGAAAAUUGUGGCGAAUUUUAUUGAAAAAGGGGAGAAAAUUUUUCAAAAUGCUAUUCAGACAGGCACAAAAAAGAGAAUAGAAAUGGAUAUUAUGAUAAAAGCGCCAUUAAUAAUAAUUCCAAUUGAUUUUCAUUCUUUUGAGCAUCCAGCGCUUUAUAUUGAUUUUGGGACUUUUAAAGUGGUAUCUUUGAAUGCAGAAAUUAAUAAGCAGCAGUAUGAUAAAUAUCAAAUUUCAUCAGAAAAUUCAAGAAUGAGCUCUAAUACUUUAUCUGACCAAAUAAAUGGAAAUAAGAACUGAGAAGUUGAAGGCAUUAUUGAGCCAUUAGCAAUUGAUAUAGUGAUUUUAAUUCCUAAGUCCACAAAUACUAACGAUCCUCGAAUAAAAUUGUCAGUUAUGCUUGAAAAAUUAGAAAUGCAAAUAUCUGAUAAACAGCUCUGCUUAAUUUACCAAAUUCUCGGCAAUUUUAUGAAUUUUGAAAAAUCCUAUAAUAAUUCUCUAAGCCCAAUAGACGACAAUUCUGAAGAAGAAAACGAUUUAAUUGAGCGUCAAGCCUUCAAAGACGUCAUAAAAGAUAUGGAAAACAUCAUAGAAAUGGCAGCUUCAGCCGAUAUAAAAGAAAUAAAUUUCAGAAUUAUCGAGAACUCGCAGAUUUUUACACAAUUUUUUAUUAACGGUAUCCAUUAUGAUAUAAAAACUAACCCAAUAGGAGACGUGAUCACCAAUUUUUAUAUAUCAAAACUGAGUUUAAGAGACAUGAGACCAAACAUAAAAUUCAGAGACGUCAUUUCAAAUCCUUUAUACGAUAUUCUUGAUUGUGAUGAAUUCGCUGAAGAAGCUGAAGAAGUUCCACAAGUAAAAGGAAUGGUCCAUAUAAUCCCAAAAGAAGACAAACUUGAUGUCGGUUUCAGAAUCAAUGAUGUGAGGAUAAUUUUAAGCUCAAGCUAUGUAAUUUUUUUAUACAAUUUUCUUAUGAAAAAUUCUGAAUUAAUGACAAAGCAUUUUGAUGACUCUUUACGCCGUUCUAAAAAUAAAGAAGUUUAUAAGACAAUUACCCAUUUUCAUACUCGUUAUACUUUAUACUGUACUAGAUUAUAUUCCUUUUAUUCUUUUUAUCAUAAAAAUAAUUAUCUUUUAAAUAAAUAAUAAAAAUAUUUUUUUCCAGCGUCGAGCUAUGGCUCCCUCAAAAUAUGUCAAAUUCUAGGUCAUACUUAUUAAAAUGGCGACGGCGAGCCAGCCCUUUUUCUCAACACCUGUACCUGGGGACCUUGUGGAAGGGAAUUUGGCGCUCGGUAUAGGUAUCCGGCUAGGUUUUUCCCUUGGCACAGUGGAGCGCAAUGUCGAAUUUGGUCGACCGCAGUUCACUCUGAUGACAAGGUUUUUACCUCAGGGGAAAUGGAGUCCAAGAUUGGAAAGGAAAAGCUCAGCAGCGCCAAUGAGGUUCCUCUUGGUCCAUCGGGCAACUCUCUAGAGUGGAACUGGGGGUUACGUCCCAGGCUUUGGAUUUUCAUUUUGGCCGUGAGUUCGACCAGAAAAUUUGUUUUUCAAAUUUUCGGAAAGGACAACUCUGUUGGCGUACGGCACGGUGGCGCAACUCAUCCAACUUCGGGUAGCGAGUGCACAUCCUCGUCCAGAAGGAGCAACACUUUAGAAGGCCGUGGUCGGUCGGUGGUGAGCAGCCGAGUGAAGCAAUACGGGUGGAGGUAGGCCUUCGAGGCAUUACAGCGAACUUCUCAAUAUUUAAGUUAAUGUUAAUGUCAAAUUCUAGGUCAAAAAUUGCGAAUAUUUAUUUGACUUUUUCUUCUAUUUAUUCAUCAAGUGUAGAAAUUUAUAGCACUUAUGAUAUCUUGUGAAGGAGGGUAAAAAGAAUUUAUGUAUGGAGAGAUGAUGAAGCAAAUGUAGACUUCAGGCAACUUGGGGUACUUUUAGGGUAUGCUGACAAAACACAGAUGAAACCUGAUAGAAUUACUAGGGAUUUAAUUGCCCCUACAAGAAUGUCAGUACAGUUUAGACUUGAAAAAUCAACUGAAAAAGGGACGCAGCUGCACACUGAUUUUGAGAUAGAGAGCUUGUGUAUUUAUUUUGGUUUUAGAGAGGUACUGUUCUUUACUGAGUGGGUAACCCCUUGACUUGCAAUUGAUUGGGAUUCUUCUAGUUCAGGAAGUCUUGAAGACCCUGACAAGCCAUUCAGAGAAAUUGUGAAUAAUAGUUUUUCCUAUGUAUGCAGUUCAUUGCAAUUAUUUUUGAUUGAAGAUACUAUAUUAUUUAUUUAUAAUAAAUAAUCAUUUUUCCUGUAUAUAACUAUUUUUAUAAAUAAUUAUAUCAAUUUAUAUAUAGAAAACGGGCAUAAUUUAUUACAUGUCCAAUUCAGCAACAUGAUGGCUUGUGGAGAACGAAAAAGUGACCUAAAACUCGAAUUUUCCACAAUAGUCCUUAUAAACUUUUACAACACCCAAAUCGCGUCUUGGGAGCCGCUAGUUGAGGAAUGAAGGUUCGCAAUAAGCAUGAAAAAAGCCAGCAUAAACGUCCCAGUAGAAAUUGAAUUUAUAAGCAAUGAAAUUUUGAAUAUAAAUUUAUCGUCAAGUUUAAUUGACAUUUUUUGCAUCAUUAAGAAAAGAAUAUACGAGAAAGCUGAAGAAUGGGAUAAAGAACAGAUUAUAGAAAGAAAUGAAGAUGAUAAUAAUGGCUAUAUUUAUGAGGUAAAAAAUCUGCUGGGAAAAGAGAUUUGGGUAUGGGUUGAUAUAGCAAUUUUAAUUAAUUUUGAUUUUUUUUAAAAAAUAAUUAUUUAUAUAAAAAUAAAUUUAUUAUGGUAUAUACCAAAAAAUACAGAUGCCUGGAAUAUUAAAAAUGAUGAAAGUAUCACAUUUAGCCAAAAAUACGUUAACCAAGUAUACUCCCAGCUUAAAGGAAACUCUUUAACUGGCACAAUGCUCCAUACAAUACAAACACCUGCCUCAAUCGCUAUAUCAGUUGCUGGGCUUACAACAGCCCAUGGAAUAUUAAUUGAAAAAUUCGGGAUGCAAGCUGUGACCCUCCACAACUCAGAAAAAGAAGUCACUAUCUUAAUAAGAAUCCAAGCAGCUGAAAACAAGCAUGAAAUUAUUAUAGAAAGUGCAUUAAGGGUUAUAAAUAACACAGAUUUCCCUAUCACUUUAAAUAAUUCUGAUCAAUCAAAAACUGUUCCUGAAUUAUCGUCUUGGCCUAUCCCAAUAGACUGGCUGCUCUCUGAAACACGUCCAUACGUUAAUACAAGCUACACCAAAGCGUUUAUUGAUACCCCUACCUAUUUCCGAGCUGAAGAAAAGGCGAAUUUUGUAUUAGAAAUUUAUUCUUAUACGACAGAUUCAGAAGGAAGCUUAACAGUUGUCGAAAUAAACCCUCCUUUAAUAGUCCAAAAUUUAAUGCCAUGCCCUAUAGUCCUUUAUGCAAAUUUUGAUGAAAAUAAAUUUAAUAUCCCAUCAGGCGAAGAAGCAAAAGUUUAUUCAUUAAACCCAUCAAGAGAGCAUCAGUUUAAAUAUGACUUAUUAAUUGAUGAAAAUACAAUUUACACCACAGAAUGGGCUGAAAUUAGUGAAAAUUCCUCAAUACCCCUAAUAGAAGUCCCGAAAAGCAAAAUAAAUGCAGAAAUUUCAAUAAAGGAUUUCAGGUCUUGUGAAGGUCUAGAUUUAAAUGACCGGCAUAAAGUGGUCCCUGUGCUUUUUAGAGGGGUUAAAAACAAGCUAGUUCAGCUAUUUUUUAACCAAAUUGUGCUUAAUAAGACAGAUUAUGAUAUAAAAUUUUCGAGGCUGCUAAUAAAAAACCAUUCCUGUGGGUUUUAUUCCUCAAGAAAAAAACAUUCAAAAAUAAAGCUUGCGAACGGAGGCAGCUGAAGUAAUGAGUUUAAUGAAGAAACUAUUGGGAUUGCUGGUUGUAUUAAGCUGGAAAACACUGAGGAGCUUCCAAAAUCCUUGCAGUUUGGCAUAGCAAUUUCUCAAGCUCCUGCACCUUUGAUAAAAACAAGAGUAAUUUCAUUGGUCCCAAGAUUUAUUGUGUCGAAUUAUUUAGGAUUUAGGAUCCAUUUGAGGCAGUAUAUCAAAAAUGAGUCUGCUUUGUCGACGUUAUUGAUUGAAAAUGGAAAAUCAAUUCCAUAUCAGCUUGAAGACUCUACAAAGUCUGUGGCUGUACAAGUAUUGAACUAAAUGUAAAUCAGGAUUAUUUUAAGUAAUUUAGGAUUAUUUUCUAUAAAAAUAGACAAUUAAAUUGAAUAAUAAUUAUUAAAAUUUAAUAUAUGGUUAUAUCGGAAACUGGAGAACUGUGGUCAGGACCAUUCAGCAUAGAAAAUUUAGAAGAUUUCCAAAUCAGAUUUUUCAGCAUCAGGAAAUAUUCAGACUUUGAGGAAGGAAAAGCCAAAAAAUGGUGGAUUCCAAAUAAAAACAAUAAUUAUAUGCAUUUUGUCAGAGUAGUCAUAGUCAGUGAAGAUGAGGCUACAGUCCAUAUAAAUUUCGUGACUCCAAAAGACCCUGAAUUCUGUAUAUAUAACAACACAAAAGAAAACGCUUCGGUUUGUCAACGUAAAUAUAAACAUUUAUCAAUAGUAAUUCCUCCAUACACAAAAAUUCCUUGGGCUUAUGAUAACCAUUUAAAAGAGGACAAAAAGGUGCUUGUGACUAUAAAUGAUAUUUCUAAAAAAUAUUCAUUAGAAAAGGUUAAAGAAGAUAAGGAUUUAGGGGAAUUUAAGGUUGAUCUAGUUAUUGAAGGAAUAACUAGGCAGUUAAAAUAUAUAUAUGGCAAUAAAUUAAUAUGACAAGAAAUAGCCUAUUAUUUGUAAAAAUAUAGGAAUUAUAUAGGUAUUUAUAUGUGAAAAUUCAUUAUAAUGAAAUAUAAUAGAACCUGAUCAACUUAUUAGCUCUGAAGUAAACAGCGUUCAAGAAAACUCAGUAAAAAAAACUUUUAAAUUUACUGCAAACUUAACUGGAGUCGGGCUAUCAAUUAUCGACGAAAAACCGUCUGAAGUAUUUUACCUUUCCCUAGAACAGAUGAAUUUCAAAAUAAAACGAAUCGAAGAAUUCACCCCUAAAAGAACAGAAAAAACCACCAAGCUAAACUUCAAGCUUGGCCACCUUCAAAUCGACAAUAUGAGCAGCCAUCAUGGAUUUUUCCCCGUCAUUUUUUCCCCAGUCCAAACAAACAAAGACGAAAACGGGAUCAAUAUACCAUUUAUUCAGCUUAAAAUCCAAAAAUUUUCUUCCACAAAACAACGUAAAAAAAUGACAGAAACCUUUGAAAAAAUCACAUGGCUAGAACUGCUUAUCCAAAGCAUGCAGCUUAAAAUCAAUGAAGAAAUGAUCUUUAUUUUACUAAAAAUCCAAGAGAAAAUAGAAAAUAAAAUAAAAAUCAAAGAAAUUAGGGAAAUUAAAGGGAUGGAAUUUAUGAAUAAAUUGUACCCAAAAUUAAGCUGUGAAUGCCCAGUCCUUUCUUAUCAUCCGUCAGGAAUAGAGAGAAAAGCCUGCUUUGAAUUUAUAAGGCUCUGUGCUAUACAAAUAUAUGUGAGUUUUGUGAAAAGUCAUAAAGCAGUUGUACUGGGCGAUCCUGGAAAAGCUUUUGGGUUAAUUGGGAUACUUAAUUCAGUUGGCAGUGCAUUUAUAACUAUUUCUGACUCUCCUUUGGCUUUUAAAGAGCUAAUGCUUGAAUACAGCUUCCAAACUAUCAAUAAUUUGAUGUGAAUAAUCCUAAAAAAUUACCUCAGGCAAGCAAUCACUCAGUUUUACAAAAUUAUUGGGUCUUCUGAUUUAUUAGGAAACCCUAUGGGGCUUAUUGAUAAACUUGGGUCAGGGGUUUUUGAGUUCAUAAAUGAGCCCGCUAAAGGAUUUAUUAAAGGCCCCAAAGCUUUUGCUCAAGGUGUUGGAAAAGGCUUCAAGUCCCUUGUAGGAAAUGCGGUUAUUGGUGGGUUUGGUUCAGUUUCCAAAAUUACAGGGUCUUUAUAGCUUUUUAUGCUAAAUGAAAAUAUUUCUCAUUAAUUUAUCAAUAAAUUUAAUAAUUAUUUACAAAAGAAUAUACAAAGUCGUCAAAGAAGUCAGCGGAGAUCCCAAUGCCCAAAAUUACAAACCUCGAGAAUCCCAAAGUCUUGGCAAAAACAUGUUAGAAGGCUUCAAAGGUGGGGUAAACGAUAUAAAAAAUGGAGUCACAGGAGUUUUCACCAAGCCUUAUCAUGGAGCUAAAGAAGGUGGCACUGGAGGAUUUUUCAAAGGCCUUGGCUCUGGCGUCGUAGGAAUCGUCAUCUCCCCAGUUGCCGCAAUCUUAAAAUUCGGGAACACUUUGACAGGAAGUGUCGCCCAUGCUGCUACUCUCGUGACCAAAGGAAAAGUCCAAACUUUUGGCAGAAGCCGAUUCCCAAGGCACUUUGGGGCCAGAUUUCGGCUGGAGCCUUAUAACCAAGAACUUUCCCAAGCUCAAGAGCUCCUAAGAUCUUUGAAUUUAAGCAAAAAAGAAAAGAUGGUAUAUUAUUUGCAUUUAGACGAAGAAGAAGAUUUAAUUGUGAUACUCACGACUAAGAAUUUCCUGUUUUUAGUUGAAGGAGAAAUCAUUGCGAAGGUAAAAGUUGAAGAAAUUGAUAAAUUGGAGGUGCAUGGAUUUGAUAACCAGUUUCAUUUGUGCAUUGCGACACAUAAGAAAGAAUUCGUGCUGAAAAGUUGGUCGUAUGGGCCUAUAGCAAAAAUGUAUACAGCAAUCACGUCUUUACCGAAUUCUUCACUUUCUAAAGGAAAUAUGGUCACAGUGAAGGUGCCCAAUAGUGUAUGAUAUGAUUAAUGAAGUGUUUUAUAGUGACUCUACCCUCCAGCUCUGAAAGCGGUCUAGGGCUAAGCCCCAAAUACUCUGGGAUUGCUAACUUAUCAUAUUGUCCAUUUCUGAUCUGGCAAAGCCUUACCAGGUAUAAUAAAUAUGUUCUCGAGGGCUACGUGGCAAGGAGGAAUACCCAGGCAAAGAUAUUAUAUUAAUUAUAUGCACAGCUGCCUAUUACUAGCCAUUUCAUGCAUAUUGCCCAAUAAAUAUAGUAGAGCAUGCUUUUAA
Molecule: messenger RNA, 9324 nt
Organism: Blepharisma stoltei
Lineage: Eukaryota; Ciliophora; Heterotrichea; Heterotrichida; Blepharismidae
Source: the annotation of a GenBank genome assembly